Molecule: messenger RNA, 4752 nt
Organism: Dovyalis caffra
Lineage: Eukaryota; Viridiplantae; Streptophyta; Magnoliopsida; Malpighiales; Salicaceae
Source: the annotation of a GenBank genome assembly
AUGGAAGAUAUUGAGCUCGAGGAAGGAGAAGCUUACUCUUACCAUAAUAUCAAUAACAACAACGACGACGAUUAUGAUGCGAGCAUGGACCCUGAUACUACUCUCUCUUACAUAGAUGAAAAACUACAGGAUGUCUUGGGACACUUUCAAAAAGAUUUUGAAGGUGGAGUUUCAGCUGAGAAUUUGGGUGAGUCAAUGUACCUCAGAAGGGCAAAGUUCGGUGGUUAUGGUUCAUUUUUACCUACCUAUCAGCGGUCUCCUGUUUGGUCUCACUCAAGGACCUCACCAAAAAUUCAACAUUGCAAUGCAUCUAGAUCUCCAAACAAUUUGCAAAUGGAGGGUGGCCGCCGUAGCUCUGUCUCAUCGUCAACUACAUCUCAAUUAGUAAGACUCGAACCUUCUUCUACAGUACUGAAAGAGUCGGUUAAACAAGAAGCACAUCUUCCAUCCACUCAUUUUUCUGAGGAACUUUUUCCUAGAGAUGAAUCUGUAAAUAAGAAAUCUGCUAGUUUACCCGACCAGAAAAUGCUGAAAGUUCGAAUCAAGGUCGGUUCAGAUAACUUGUCAACAAAAAAAAAUGCUGCAAUCUAUAGUGGUCUUGGGCUUGAUGUCUCGCCAUCUUCCUCACUGGAUGACAGCCCCUCCGAAAGUGAAGGGAUGUCUCACGAGCCUCAAGAUGCUCAUCUUGAAUCUCCUGCUCAUAUUCUUCUGAUAAUGACAUCUUUUCCAGUGCAUGGAGGUCUGCUGCUAUCACCUCUUUCUGAUGAUCUACUCCACUUGAAAGAGAAGGAAAAAUUACUUAAAGACAGUGAAUGCUUGCCUGUUCAAAGGUUUGGUCCAGAAAGUUCUUGCAUUGUAGUGAAUGGGUCUAGCUCUGUAAAGGGUGAUGGGACAAUGUUUGGAGAGAAGCAAAUGAAGUCAAUAGUGAGAAAUGAGCUUUCGGCAGAAUCAAAGAACGAUAUUAAUAAGAAUUCUGUGAGUGGUGUUGGUGUUAUAUCGAAGUUGAUAGAACUUGACACCUUUGAUUGUGAGGAGCUUGUUUCUAAUACCUUAAAGCUUCCACCUUUGUCAAAUUCAUAUUCUGGUGUUGCUGGUACUUCAAAAGGAAUGGGUAGGGCAUCUAAGAUGUCCAAGGGAACGAUGAGUGACAAAGUUUUUUCUAGUCUAGCAAAAGAGGAACCACAUGUGCCAAUACUCGCUCAAGAGAGUGGCUGGAUCAAGAAUUCCAAAUCCAAGUUCUCUGGAAAGGUUUGGGAAGAUAGAAAAGCUAGCACUCUUGGCAGUGAUUCAGUCUCUCUAUGGAAAGAUGGCCAUCGCAAAGUUGAAAAGCCUCUUGAAUCAGUCAAAAUUGACUCAAAUGUUUCAAAGGGGAGGAAGGCUCUAAAUCAGGCUCCAACAGAACCUCCCAAGCAGAAUGCUGAUGAGAAAGCUAUGUUCUAUGAACAGGAAGGUAUGAAGUUACCUCAUGUGAAGGAGUCCUCUUCUGAGGGAAAAAAGAAACUAAAGGGAAGUCAAAGUCAUGAUACUGUAGUUGAUGAGGCACCGAAUGAGAGUUUGAGGUUUGGCUCGUCUUUGGUACCGAAAAAUAAGAAGAGCAGUUAUGCGGACAACUAUACAACUAAAGGGGAGUCAGGGGACUUGAAAUUACAAAAGAAUUCUGGAAAAACUGGGGAUAGAUAUAGAGAUUUUUUUGGGGACAUGGAACUAGAACAAGAAGAAAUCCAGAGGAGUGCGUUGGUAAAGAGUUACGAGGAUAGGCCAGAGGACUUUGAAAUGGUUGAAAAGAGUACGGUUGGAACUAACAGUAUGUCCAAGGAACAAUCAAGCAGUAAGAAAGUGGAUAAGUUGUUAACAUCUGAAGCAUUUCCUACAGCUGCUUCAAUUGGUGCUGUACACAAUGGAGGCGGGCCCAUAGCUGAUACUGCUCCUGGUGAAGAGAACUGGGUCUGUUGUGACAAGUGUCAAAAAUGGCGGCUUCUUCCACCUUGUACAAAUCCUGAUGAUCUGCCUGAAAAGUGGUUGUGUAGCAUGCUUGACUGGCUGCCUGGUAUGAACCGGUGUAGUUUUAGCGAGGAUGAGACAACACUUGCAACUUGGUCUCUUAGACAAAAUAAUACUGGUGGGGUUAUAUCCAAAGUAACUGUGGCUGAUGUUCGGUAUCCUGAUCAGAGUCACCAAAAUUUUAGUUUACAUGCUGUUCUUCCUAAUGGAAGAAAACAGCAUGGCUUAAAAGAGUUACCAAAUAUGAUGUAUAAAGAAGAUGGACCUACUCAAUUGUCAAACCCUACAAAGAAGAGCUUACUGGUGUCGGUGAUAAAUGGAAACUUAAAUGAUGUGAAACCAGCUCCCAUCGUAAGCGAACCUGAUUCUUUGAAACUGAGCAAGUCUAGCAAUUUAGCUGUGGAUAAACACAAACAUAAGCCAAGAGAGAAGCAUAGAGGACUGGACAACUGUUCUGAACCAGGUAGUGGAUUUAAAAUAGCUUUUUACGCCUAUAACUUCCUUUUCUUGAAGCUUGAAAACCUUAUUUCUUUGCUAAAACACACAGGUGGUGGUUCUAAGCGAUCAAAGGGGAAAGUCAAAAGAGGCUCUGAUCAAGAUUGUUUUAGAGAGAAUAAAAAAAUCAGAAUUGAAGGUUUGCCAGAAGAUUGGAUGUCGGAUCAUGGUGGGGCAAUUGAAAAGGUGGACCCUACUUCAAGCAAUGGUUUGGCUACUAUGUCAUCAGGGAAGAAUCUUCCGAAAUACAAUGACUGUACUUCUAAGAACAUAAAGCAUUUUGAAAAGGAUCGGCCCCAACUUUCUGCUAAAAAACUGAAGGGUGAUGUCCGCCUGUCCUCGGAUAAUGGGUCUGUCGAUAUGGUGAACUGUGAUGAUAGAGACACCAAAAAGAGGAAAGUGAAAGAAAUUCAUGAUGCUCAACUCUAUCUGGGUUCUGUUCCAAACACAGGGCAUCAUAUCCAGGAUAGUAAUAUCUUGGCCAAGGAGGAGUUCAGUGAGAAUGAUUAUGGGAAGAAUAAGAAGGCCAGAGUAUCCAGGUCUGAAGGGAAGGAGGCCAAUGGAAGUAAAAGCUAUAGUAGAACAGACAAAAAAGGUAGUCAUAGAAAGAACCCGCAGCUGGUACAUGAGCUAGGGAGCACCCUAUCUCAGCGGAGCUUGGAUGGUGUGGAUUCUUUGAAGAGGGAUUCUGGAUCAUUACAUCUGGCAGCUACUUCUAGCUCUUCCAAAGUUUCUGGUUCCCAUAAAACCAAAGCCAAUUUCCAUGAUGCAAAAGGCUCACCAGUAGAAUCAGUUUCAUCAUCACCUAUGAGAGUUUCAAAAUCGGAAAAACUUACAUCAGCAAGAAAGAAUGUCACCAAGAAAGAUGACUCUGCUGAUGCUGGUUUCUUUGCCCUAGGUGGGCCGCAAAGAUUUCCAGAUGGGGAAGAUGAUGGUGGGAGCGAUCGAUCCAGGACAGCAAGGAAUGCAAAAACUCUUGUGCAGAAUGUUUCUUCUUCAGAUAUUGCUAAUGGCCUCCUCACAGAUGGCGGUGUAGAUAUUUUAAGCCAAAACACUCCAUAUCUUAGUAAACCUGCAGCUUUGAAUCAAUGCCAUGACGAUGAAACACAAAACAAAAGUCACGAUCUUGUGAAUGGGUAUCGUCCAACGAAGUCUGGAAAGCAUUCUUCUUCACAGUCCAAGGACAAGAAUAGGAAUUUUAAUUCUGAAUUUAAAAACGAAGUUAAGGUUUCCAAGACCUUUAAUGCACAAGCACCUUUGCGUGGAGUAAACCCAACAAAUUGUAAAAACAAGACUGAAGUGGAGUUUUGGAUCAACUCUGAGGAAAAUGAGAAUAGAUAUGUUGAAAAGAAGGACUCUGCAGGACAAGUGUUGAGUGAUGAUAGUAAAACAGAGAAUCAGUUAAAUGUUGGGGGACCCGGUGGUUCAGAUGUUAAAAUAGGUGGUACUGACAACCAUAAUACAGCCUCUACUCUAAAUCAGAGUGUGCAAAUAGAUGGUGAAACAGUCUCUGAGAGAGGGAAGUCUCAAUCAUUGCCUCCUGGAGGAGCUCAAAAUGAGACAAUUGCUGACUGCCCUCAUCCAAAUUCUGCCUCUGCUGGGGAUAAUGAAAUGAAGGAGUCGAAACAGAUUAGGAAGGCUGAUCAUCCAAACAGGAUUCAUCAUCGUCUUAGCAGUUCCAAAAAUGCCUCAUCAAAUGGGCACAGGGUCAGGGAUCUUGAUGCUCCAAGUCCGGUUAAAAGGGAUUCCUCCAGUCAGGCUGCUAACAGUGCUAUGAAAGAAGCUAAAAAUCUGAAACACAUGGCUGAUCGUCUUAAGAACUCUGGUUCAAAUCUUGAGAGUACAAGGCUUUACUUUGAGGCGGCUCUGAAGUUUCUUCAUGGAGCAUCUCUGUUAGAAACCUGUGGCGGCGAUAAUGCCAAAAAUGGAGAGCCGAUGCAAGUUUACAGUAGCACUGCGAAGCUAUGCGAAACCAUGGAAUCUUGCCUUUUCUAUUUGUUUGUUUAUCUGUUUAAAAUUGCAACACGGCGGCUCUUGUUGUUUAGGUUCUGUGCCCAUGAAUAUGAGAAAUGCGACGACAUGGCUGGUGCUGCUCUGGCCUACAAAUGCAUGGAGGUUGCAUACAUGAGGGCGAUUUAUUCCUCACAUACCAAUGCAAAUAGAGAUCGGCAUGAGUUGCAGAUGGCUUUGCAAAUUAUUCCUCCAGGAAUAGCGUACACUUCUGAAGUGUCAAAUAAUCUUCGAACAUGGUUCUAG